Anarrhichthys ocellatus (wolf-eel) is the source of this 3090-nucleotide messenger RNA. It is a transcript of the gene myo1hb, whose product is annotated as myosin IHb. The record is from RefSeq and is a predicted model, not a curated record. Lineage: Eukaryota; Metazoa; Chordata; Actinopteri; Perciformes; Anarhichadidae. Gene Ontology annotation, biological process: actin filament organization; actin filament-based movement; endocytosis. Gene Ontology annotation, molecular function: microfilament motor activity; actin filament binding; ATP binding. The coding region runs from base 4 to 3090 and encodes 1028 amino acids. The transcript has 31 exons. Gene Ontology annotation, cellular component: microvillus; actin cytoskeleton; myosin complex.
CAGAUGCUGAGGAACAUGGAGGCCUCCCUGACAGCCCGGGAUCGCGUGGGCAUCCAGGAUUUUGUUCUGCUGGACGACUACACGAGUGAGAGUGCCUUUCUGGACAACCUGAGGAAACGCUUCCAUGAGAAUCUCAUUUACACCUACAUUGGAACUCUCUUGGUGUCGGUCAACCCAUAUAAAGACUUAGAUAUCUACAGCAAGAAGCAAAUGGAUACCUACGUGGGUGUGAACUUCUUUGAGCUGCCACCUCAUAUUUAUGCGCUCGCAGACAACGUCUUCCGCACCAUGCUGUCCGAGUUCAACAACCACUUCAUCCUGAUCUCAGGGGAGAGUGGGGCCGGCAAGACCGAGACCUCCAAGAAAAUCCUGCAAUUCUAUGCUGUCAGUUGUCCAAGUACCAAACUCCUGAACAACGUCCGCGACAGGCUGCUUCUCUCCAACCCAGUGCUUGAGGCUUUCGGAAACGCCAAAACCCUGAAGAAUGACAACUCAAGCCGCUUUGGGAAAUACAUGGACAUCCAGUUCAACCACCAGGGGGGUGCAGUUGGUGGUCACAUCCUGAGUUACCUGCUGGAGAAGUCCCGUGUGGUCCACCAGAACCACGGGGAGAGAAAUUUCCACAUCUUCUAUCAGCUGGUGGAGGGAGGAGAGGAAGAUCUGCUCCGCUGGCUCGGCCUGGAGAGAAACUGCCAGAACUACAAUUACCUGGUGCAGGGUGAUUGUGCCAAAGUUAGCUCUAUCAAUGAUAAAAGUGACUGGACGACGGUGCGGAGAGCCCUCUCUGUCAUAGAGAUCAGUGAGAGUGAUAUUGAGCACCUGUUUGGAAUAAUUGCUAGUGUGCUCCAUCUGGGAAAUGUCAAGUUUGAAGCAGAUGUUCGAGGAUACGCCUCUCUCAACAACAACCAGGAGAUGCACUGGGUGUCAAAGUUGCUGGGGAUUCCUACUCAGGUGCUACAACAGGGCUUAACCCACAGGAAGAUUGAAGCCAAAACAGAGGAGGUGUUUAGUCCCUUCUCUGUGGACCAUGCAGUAUAUGCCAGGGACGCCCUCGCCAAAGCAAUCUAUGGCCGCACUUUCAACUGGCUGGUCAACAAGAUCAAUGAAUCUUUAGUUAACAAGGAUUCCUCCAGGAAAACAGUAAUUGGUCUGUUGGACAUCUAUGGUUUCGAGGUUUUAAACGUGAACAGCUUUGAGCAGUUUUGCAUCAACUACUGCAACGAGAAGCUGCAGCAGCUUUUCAUCCAGCUGACCCUCAAGUCAGAGCAGGAGGAGUACGAGAUGGAAGGGAUUGAAUGGGAACCAGUGCCAUUUUUCAACAACAAGAUAAUCUGUGAUCUCGUGGAGGUGAAACACAGAGGAAUCAUAUCUUUAUUGGACGAGGAGUGUUUACGUCCUGGAGAGGCCACAGAUCUCACCUUCCUAGAGAAGAUGGAGGAAACGAUUGGUGGUCACCCUCAUUUCGUCACACAUAAACUUGCCGACCAAAAGACAAGGAAGUCAUUGGACAGAGGAGACUUCCGCCUCUUGCACUACGCUGGGGAGGUUACAUACUGUGUUGUUGGAUUCUUGGACAAAAACAAUGAUCUCUUGUAUCGAAAUGGGAAAGAGGUCAUGCGACAGUCCAAGAACGCUAUUAUCAAACACUGUUUUCCUUCUUCUGAACCGGACAGCAAGAGGAGACCUGAAACUGUGAUGACUCAGUUCAAGAGCAGCCUAGUGGGCUUGACUGAGAUCCUAAUGUCCAAAGAGCCCUGGUAUGUCCGCUGCAUUAAACCCAAUGACGCUAAGCAGCCAGGACGCUUUGAUGAUGUGUUGGUGAGACAUCAGGUGAAGUACCUGGGGCUGAUGGAGCAUCUGAGGGUCAGACGCGCUGGGUUUGCUUACCGACGCAAAUACGACAUAUUUCUCCAGAGGUAUAAGGCUCUGUGUCCUGACACCUGGCCCAACUGGAAAGGUACGGCAGCAGAAGGCGUGCGGUGCCUGAUCAAACACCUGGGCUACAAACCUGAUGAGUACAAGAUGGGCAGGACAAAAAUUUUCAUCCGGCACCCUAGAACUCUGUUUGCAACCGAAGACACCUUUCAGGUCUGCAAACAUAAGCUAGCAACAAGGAUUCAGGCGAAGUACAAAGGCUACAGAGUGAAAGGAGACUACCUGAAGCAGAGAGAGGCUGCCACGAAGAUUGAGACCUGCUGGAGAGGUCUGCUGGCCAGAAAGGAGCGUGUAAAGAGGGCAUGGGCUACCAAAGUCAUCAAGAAAUUCAUUAAAGGUUUCAUGACUCGAAACCAGCCGGCCUGCGUUGACAACAGUGAGUACCUGUCGUACGUGAGGCAGAACUACCUCACACGUCUGAGGGACAACCUUCCCAAAACCGUCUUGGAAAAAGACUCUUGGCUCACUCCUCCUCCGAUAAUGAAGGAGUUGUCCCAGCUGUUGAAGAAGCUCUACAUUCGUCACAUGGUGCAGAAGUACGUCCGAGGAAUCACUCCACAGAGGAAAGCACAGCUUCUGCUAAAAGCACAGACAAGCUCCAUGUUCAAAGGAAAAAAAGAAAACUACCCCUUCAGUGUGUGCAGACCGUUCGUGGACACCAGAAUUAAUGCAGAAGACAUAAGCAUCAAAGUGCUUCAGAUGAUACGGCAUGAGCACAUCAAGUACAGUGUGCCGGUGGUGAAGUACGACAGGAACGGGUUCAGGCCUCGUCUCCGGCAGCUCAUCUUCACCCAGAAAGCCGCCUACCUGGUCGAGGAGGCCAAGAUCAAGCAACGGAUGGAUUACAUCUCUCUGAACGGUGUAUCAGUCAGCAACCUGAGUGACAACUUCCUGAUCCUUCACGUUACAUGCGAUGACAUCAAGCAAAAGGGGGAUCUGGUUCUGCAGUGUGACUACCUGUUUGAAGCCUUGACUAAGCUGAGUCUUAUUGCCAACAAGCAGAACUGUACCAAAGUGGUCCAGGGCAGUGUGCGAUUUGACAUCCAGCCUGGCAGAGAGGGGUUUGUGGACUUCAAGAGUGGUCAGGAGUCAAUGGUCUACAGGGCAAAGAACGGCCAUUUGAUGGUGGAAUCUACCAGAACCAAGUCCAGAUGA